Molecule: messenger RNA, 3675 nt
Organism: Colletotrichum truncatum
Lineage: Eukaryota; Fungi; Ascomycota; Sordariomycetes; Glomerellales; Glomerellaceae
Product: splicing factor 3B subunit 1
Biological process (GO): spliceosomal complex assembly
Cellular component (GO): catalytic step 2 spliceosome; U2 snRNP; U2-type prespliceosome
Molecular function (GO): mRNA binding
Source: RefSeq, a predicted model, not a curated record
AUGUCUGACGCAGACUUCGAAACCGUCCGGAAGCUCCAGGCUGAGCGGAAUGCUGCCGCCGCUGCGAAAAAGAGCUCGCGCACCUUCGACCCGUCCAACCAGCGAUCCGACGCGGGAACCAAGCAGAAACUCACCGAUAGCUUUGACACCGAUCUAUAUGAUCGCAAUGGAGUUGACAAGUUUGCCGGAUAUAACACGUCCAUCCCUGCUGGCGAUGACGACGAUGAGGAGAUGGAGGGCGCUGAUAACACGCGACGCCUCGUCGGCCAGUAUACGGCCUCACGUGCCAUGAUCGACGAGUUCGCUCAUGGAGAUGGCGUCGAGGAAGACGACCCCCUGGCAGGCCGUGGCGAGCGCAGCAACCGAAUUACUGAUCGCGAGACCGAUUACCAGAAGCGACGAUUCGAUCGUGUCCUUACCCCGACCCGAGCCGACCCGUUCGCUGCCAACCGCCAGGCCGGUGCUGCCGAAGAUGGAACUAGCUAUCGCGAUGUAAUGGAGAUGCGCGAGCUGGAGAGAGAAGAAGAACGCGUUCGCCGCACCAUUCAGGCCAAGGCGGAAGGCCGAGAAGAGGAAGAUGGCAAUGUUGCACAAGCAACACUGAAAGAUGGCGAUAAAGAAAAUACCGAGGCCGGAUCAACUGAGGCUGUCGCCGCAGGCAGGAAGCGCAAGAAGAGAUGGGAUGUUUCGUCUACUCCAGCUGAGGACGAAGCUGCCACUCAGCCUUCAGAGACUGCCAAAUCCAAGCGUUCUCGAUGGGACCAGACGCCAGGCCUGCCAGGGCCCGACUCUGCAGAUGCGCCGAAGAAGCGCUCUCGAUGGGACCAGGCGCCAUCCGCCACGCCUAUGGGAAACCAAGGACUCGCAACGCCGAUGCAUCCCACGCAAGCGAGCGGUGCUGUGCUACCGACUACUUUCGGCACGGACAUUUCAGGGCGUAACAUGCCGUUGAGUGAUGAGGAGCUGGACAUGCUCCUCCCUGGCGAAGAGCAAGGUUACAAGAUCCUCGAGCCUCCACCAGGAUACGCUCCUGUGCGAGCUCCUGCCCACAAGCUCAUGGCUACACCGGCGCCGCAGACUGGAUUCAUGAUGCAGGAUCCUGACGCUGUCAGGUUGAGCGGAAAGCCCAUGCCAGCUGAAAUUCCAGGAAUUGGCGACUUGCAAUUUUUCAAGGCUGAGGAUAUGGCAUACUUCGGCAAGCUUACCGACGGUUCUGACGAGAACAGCCUGAGUGUGGAGGAGAUGAAGGAGAGGAAAAUCAUGAGGCUGCUCUUGAAAGUCAAGAACGGUACUCCACCAAUGCGUAAAACCGCUCUAAGACAGCUCACCGACAAUGCCAGGCAGUUCGGAGCUGGUCCUCUCUUCGAUCAGAUUCUCCCCCUACUCAUGGAGAAGACGUUGGAGGACCAAGAGCGCCACUUGCUCGUCAAGGUUAUCGACCGCAUUCUGUACAAGCUCGAUGAUCUGGUGAGGCCAUACGUCCACAAAAUACUGGUUGUUAUUGAGCCGCUACUCAUUGACCAAGAUUACUAUGCCAGAGUCGAGGGCCGCGAGAUUAUCUCUAACCUCAGUAAAGCAGCGGGUUUGGCUACUAUGAUCAGCACGAUGAGACCAGAUAUCGAUCACGUCGAUGAGUAUGUCCGAAACACCACUGCCAGAGCGUUUGCCGUGGUUGCUUCGGCAUUGGGCAUUCCGGCGCUUCUGCCCUUCCUUCGGGCUGUUUGUCGAAGCAAGAAAUCAUGGCAGGCUCGACACACUGGUGUUAAAAUCGUGCAGCAAAUCCCCAUCUUGAUGGGUUGCGCAGUUUUGCCGCACCUCAAGGGACUAGUGGACUGUAUUGGUCCUAACCUCAACGACGAACAAACCAAAGUAAGGACUGUCACCAGUUUGGCCAUCGCUGCGCUCGCAGAGGCUUCCAACCCCUACGGUAUUGAGAGCUUCGACGACAUUCUCAACCCCCUGUGGACCGGGGCUCGCAAGCAGCGUGGCAAGGGCCUGGCUGGUUUUCUCAAGGCUGUGGGUUACAUUAUUCCCCUAAUGGAUGAGGAAUAUGCGAACUACUACACCAGUCAAAUCAUGGAGAUCCUUCUUCGUGAAUUCUCGUCUCCAGAUGAGGAAAUGAAGAAGGUUGUCCUCAAGGUGGUGUCACAGUGCGCUGGCACUGAUGGUGUCACGGCAGGCUAUCUUAAGGAACACGUUUUGGACGAAUUCUUCAAGAGCUUCUGGGUGAGACGAAUGGCCUUGGAUAAACGCAACUACAGGCAAGUUGUGGAGACCACAGUAGACAUCGGCCAAAAGGUGGGGGUUAGUGAAAUUCUGGAAAGAAUUGUGGUGAACCUUAAGGACGAGAGCGAGGCCUACCGAAAGAUGACCGUGGAGACGGUAGAGAAGAUAGUGGCCAGCUUGGGUGCUGCAGAUAUUGGUGAGCGACUUGAGGAGCGACUGAUCGACGGUAUACUGCAUGCGUUCCAGGAGCAGAGUGUGGAAGACAUCAUCAUGCUCAACGGGUUUGGUUCGGUUGUUAAUGCGCUUGGCACGCGUUGUAAGCCGUACCUGCCUCAGAUUUGUAGCACCAUCCUUUGGCGGCUUAACAACAAGUCGGCAACAGUACGACAACAAGCUGCCGACCUCAUCUCCCGCAUUGCUAUGGUCAUGAAGCAAUGCGGAGAGGAUGCACUGAUGGGCAAGCUUGGUGUUGUCCUUUACGAAUACCUUGGUGAAGAGUAUCCUGAAGUCCUCGGAUCCAUUCUGGGAGCUCUGCGAUCCAUUGUGACGGUGGUGGGCAUUACGCAGAUGCAACCCCCAAUCAAGGAUUUACUGCCGAGAUUGACCCCUAUCCUGCGUAACCGCCACGAAAAGGUCCAGGAGAACACCAUUGACUUGGUCGGUCGUAUCGCUGACCGUGGACCCGAGAGCGUCAAUGCUCGUGAGUGGAUGCGUAUCUGCUUCGAGCUGCUUGACAUGCUCAAAGCGCACAAGAAGGGUAUUCGACGUGCCGCCAACAACACCUUCGGUUUCAUUGCCAAGGCUAUCGGUCCGCAGGACGUCCUAGCCACUCUACUGAACAACCUUCGCGUCCAGGAGCGUCAGUCUCGUGUUAACACAGCCGUUGCUAUCGGUAUCGUCGCUGAGACUUGCGCACCCUUUACGGUCCUUCCUGCUCUCAUGAACGAAUACCGUGUGCCUGAGCUCAAUGUGCAAAACGGUGUUCUCAAGUCGUUGUCCUUCCUGUUCGAGUAUAUUGGCGAGAUGGCGAAGGACUAUGUCUACGCUGUUACCCCUCUGCUCGAAGACGCGCUUAUCGAUCGAGACCAGGUCCAUCGCCAGACAGCUGCCUCAGUCGUCAAGCACAUCGCCCUUGGCGUCGUGGGUCUUGGCUGCGAGGACGCCAUGGUUCAUCUCCUGAAUUUGUUAUACCCGAAUCUCUUCGAAACUAGCCCGCACGUCAUCGACCGUAUUAUUGAGGCCAUCGAGGCCAUCCGCAUGGCGGUUGGACCUGGAAUUGUCCUCAACUACGUCUGGGCAGGCCUAUUCCACCCUGCGCGCAAGGUUCGGCAACCGUACUGGAGGCUCUAUAACGAUGCCUACGUCCAGGGUGCCGACGCUAUGGUGCCGUACUAUCCUAAUCUAGACGAGGAAAAGGUUGACAGGUCGGAGUUGGCGAUCAUGCUAUAG